AUGUUGGGCCCUUCAAACAGAGACAACAGUCAACAACGUGAAAGAUGGAGGUGCUCUUUCCCUCUUGAAUCGGUGAUGGGUAUUGGAUGGAAACCAAUAUAUAAACCUCAACUCCGCGUUGAAAUACUCAACCCCUUUGUCUCUCUUUUGUCAAAUACAGAAGUUCAAGCUUGCAUUCUCAGAGUUCAUAUCCACAAAGGUGUAAACCUUGCAAUUCGAGAUCUACGUAGCAGCGAUCCUUACGUUAUCAUCCGAAUGGGAAAACAGAAAUUGAAGACUCGAGUGGUGAAGAAAAACCUAAAUCCUGUGUGGGAUGAAGAUUUAACUCUCUCGAUUGUAGAGCCUCUUCCCGUUAAACUCGAAGUAUACGAUAGGGAUCUAUUUUCAGCAGAUGAUAGAAUGGGGGAUGCAGAAUUCGACUUCACUCCAUUCUUGGAAGCUGUGAGGAUGCGUUUGAAUUCUGAUAUCUUAAACAACACGAUCAUCACAACUGUGAAACCAACGAGGACGAAUUGCUUGGCUGAAGAAAGCUACAUAACAUGGACAGAUGGAAGAGUUGUCCAAAACAUGGUUCUUAGAUUACGAAAUGUUGAAUGUGGUGAAAUUGAAAUUAAAUUGAGUUGGAUCGAUGUUCCUGGUGGUGGUAAUAAACGUAUGUAAUUACUAAUUAGCCCUUACUCCAUUGAUAUAUGCUUGUGUAGUUAUUUCAUUCGUUUACAGAGGUCUAUGUUGUAGUAGUAGUAGAUUCAAACAAUAUCUCUGAUUUUAUGUUAACAAUGGAAUGGUAUUUUAGGGUUUUGAUCGAUGUCAAAACACUUGUUUUUUAUCUGCAUUGAUGAUCGUUUGUUCCAUUUCUUUGUAAACUUGCUAAAUCUAAAUAUGAGAUUCAAGAACAUCUGGA
This is a messenger RNA of Lactuca saligna, 901 nucleotides long. Lineage: Eukaryota; Viridiplantae; Streptophyta; Magnoliopsida; Asterales; Asteraceae. The record is from the annotation of a GenBank genome assembly.